Molecule: messenger RNA, 1245 nt
Organism: Trametes versicolor FP-101664 SS1
Lineage: Eukaryota; Fungi; Basidiomycota; Agaricomycetes; Polyporales; Polyporaceae
Exons: 2
Coding region: 1-1245 (414 amino acids)
Source: RefSeq, a predicted model, not a curated record
AUGCACCCCAACCACCUCACCGAGCAGGUCGACCACGACCUCCAAUGGCUGGCGCGCGAAGCGCCCCAGUUCCACACCGGUGCCGACGCGCCCCCUUAUCCAUUCUCCGGUACCCGCAACGGCGACGACGGGUCGGACGCGAGCGACAAUGAAUCCGCCGGCUCGGAAUCAAACGACGACGACCCCUACCACCCGUACAACACCGUAGACCCCAACCAGAAGUGGGUGCGCAACGGAGACUACGUCUAUGCCGCAGACCCCAACCUGCAGAGCAGCUAUCUCGCCCCGAGCACUCACGUCGAGGACAGACCGUACGUUCCUCCGACCGGUGAGCAGUCGAAGGACAAAGGCCUUGGGCUGUUCCUCUCCCCCGACGACCUCGCACCAUCGUCCUCCUACGACCCCUACGUCUACCGCGAUCUCGCGCCGCCACAGCAGCCACAGACGCUCUCCCCUCACGAACUCACCACAUCGCUGCCCCUGAACUCCUCCCCCGAGCCCUCACAUUCUGGCUAUGAAACCUCACGCGCGCGCCGCGCUCGAGCGCACAACACACAGCGUGCUACCGCUCGCGCGGCCCAAGACCUCUCGCACGUAUACUCCGUUGACACCGACGGCGAGGCCGACGCUUCUAGCGGCGACGACGCGUCGGAAGACGAGUACGUGCCCUCCCCGCGCAUCCGCCCUCGCAAGCUCUCUUCCUCCAACCGCUUCCAACCGCACCAGCCGCAGGGUCGCAUCAGGCCCCGUGCCGCGCCCCGCGUCUCCGCCUCCCCGUAUCCCUCUUCCUCCGCAUCGGCGACGUCCGCGUCCGUGUCCGCCACAGAGUCCAGCUCCGCGGCAGGAAGCUCGCGCCGAGCGGGGUCGCGCAACCUCCAAAUCAUCGACCAGGUCGCGCCGCCGCGCGGGAGCUGGGACAAGACGGGGCCGUUCGCGUACAAGUGCCCGUGGUGCAACCAUGUGCAGAGGAACAAGCGGUCCCCCGACAUGGAGCGCCACAUCCGCUCGCACUUCCGGCGCGACUCAGACUCGCUGUGGAUUUGCUGCGGGCUCCCGCCGGACGAGGCGGCGGAGCAUGGCGUUGGGCCGAAGGAUAACGGGUGGGUGUUCAACGGGAGGUACAUGGUCGGCGGCUGCCACGAGGACUUCAGCCGGAUGGACGCGCUGAAGCGGCACUGGCGGAACAACAACAACCCCUGCAUUGGCUCCAUCCAGUACGCGCGGAUGGACAAAACCAACCCGUGA